AGGCGGUUCUCACGCGGCUCACCUCACGGAUAACAGAGUAUCUGCGCUCGCCGAGAUACGAAUUUACGUAAAGUUCGCUGGCCAAUUGGAAGUGCGCGUGCUGGCUUCAAAAGCGGAAGUUAAAAGUUUCGUUUGGGCCAUAAAACACAAUUAAGAGUGCAAACAAAAGUGAACAAAGUUACCCAUGUAAAUGCAAACAGAGAACGCAGCUUUAAAGAUUUUAUUGGCCCUUUGUGUGCGUGUAAUUGUCUUGAUUGAUAGCCGUUGACAGCGACUUUCGCACCCCCGCCCAAGGAAAUUCCAGCAAUUAUAUUAAAAGCUGUCUGAAAGUGUGACCAAAGUGCGUUAGAAUUCAAUAAGUGAAGAAGAGGAAGCAGCCGGGGGCUCAUCCCCACUUUUUAACGCUUUGUCAAGCGUGCAAAUUGAGGAAUUUUCAAUUAAUAUUACACACCGCAUCGGUAUAAUUACAAAGACGGUUGCAAAGUGCGCACUCACUGCAAAUUAAGCAAUCAUCAUAAAGGAUUAAUUGAGCCUGAAAUAAAUUCCUUGACAUAAUUCAAAGGUCCGUGCUGAAAAGUUGGAAAUAUCUGUGUUGCAAGUGUUCAUCUGUAAAGAGAACGAUGCUAUAAUUGCCAUCAGGCAGACGGACGACUCCCACUGGAGGACACUUCAUCUACAGCCAGAGCCUCUUCAGUUGCCAAGAUGUCGGACAUCAAAUGGUGGUAACAUCUUCGCACCGCAAACUGGUCAACAAAUAAUUAUCUAGACGAGACGAGGUUGAGCCCACAGGAAGCAAACACAAAAUGGCUGAGCACACAGGAGUGACCACAACAACAAGGCGGAGGAGGCCGUGGCGGAGUGGAGGUGGCUCCAUCCCAGUGCUGCUCCUCCUCCUGGCUCUCGUGAUCCUGCCCCUGGAGUCCUCCGCCUUCUGCCCCUCGAAGUGCCAGUGUCUGGGGGGCGAGGCCAACAGUAGAGCCCUGUGUGUGGACGCCGCUCUGGAGGAUGUGCCCAUCCAGCUGAAUCCGGAGACGAAGUACAUCAACCUCACGGUGAACCGGAUACGCAACCUGGAGUUCUCGCUGCCCUUCUACAUGAAGCUGGAGAUCCUCGACCUCUCACAGAACAUCAUCGAAACGCUGGGCUCCAAGAACUUCGAGUACCAGUCGGAACUGAGAACCCUGAACCUGAGCAGGAAUCUGGUCAGCUCCCUGCACAAGCACGCCUUCAAGGGCCUGACCAACCUGCUGCUCCUCGAUCUCAGCUUCAAUCGCAUCGAGACGGUGCAUCCCACCGCCCUCAGUGAUCUGGCCGCCCUGGUGGAACUGGAUCUCACGAACAACAAUAUCGUCAGCCUGGAGGACAACUGCUUCAAGGGCAUGAACACCCUGGAGGUCCUCGUGUUCCGGAACAACCGGUUGCUCGACGUUCCGGCCAGCAAUCUGUGGCAUCUUCAUGCCCUCAAGAGCCUAGAUAUGUCCCUGAACCUGGUUGAGUUUGUGCGGAACGACAGCUUCGAGGGGUUAAAGGAGCUUUUGGCCCUCAGCCUGCAGGGCAAUGUGAUGAGCGAACUGGAUUUGAGUGCCUUCGAGGGACUAAUAUCCUUAAAGCAUCUGGACCUUUCGGAUAACAAUUUAACGAUGGUGCCCACACAGCAGCUCUCGAAACUUUCGAACCUCACCUAUCUGAACCUGGGUGGAAAUCGCUUUUCCCAGCUGCCCGCCGUCGCCUUCCUGAACUUGUUUCAUUUGCGCGAAUUGCAUUUGAGUCGACUGGACUAUUUGCAGCGCAUCGAUUCGAGAGCCUUUGUGGACAACACCCACCUGCAGACGCUGCACCUGAACAACAAUCCCCAGCUGGGCGACAUACCGAUGCGCCUGUUCCAGGGCAACCCCAACAUCCUGGAGGUGUACAUGCAGAGCAACAGCCUGCAGACCCUCUACUCCGCCCAGUUCCCGGUGGACCAGCUGCAGAAGCUCUAUCUGGGGGACAAUCCGCUGCAGUGCAACUGCUCGCUGCUGUGGCUCUGGCGGCUGGUGACCGGGAACUUCGAGGGAGUGGACCCGGGAAUGGAGCACGCAGCCGGCGGAGCAGUGGCCGCCCUGGCCAAGGAGGCGGAUGACGAGGAGGAGCAGGCGGAUGAGGCAACCGCCGUGGCCUCCACCGACGACGGGGUAGCGGCUCUGGCUGCCUACAUAGCCGAGCAGCACAUAGUGAAUGCCCUGCACACCACCGAGCCCAGUGCCUACGAGCUGGCCACCUCCUCCUCCAACCGGAACUCGGGCAUCCUGCGGAUGGACCGCCAGCAGAUCGGCUGCGACAUCUGGCGGGACAAGGUCAGGACGAGGCGGCAACUGCUCGCCAUGAGUGAGGGCGAGAUCACCUGCCCCGCCCACAUCGUGACCGUGGUUUGCGCGGUGAUCACCUGCCUCCUGGUGACCAUGAUUGGGGUCAGUGUGCUCUACUACCUGAGAUUCGUGAAGCGUCGCAGGAAGCUGCUCCACGAGAGGGGUCCUUUGAGGACCAGCAAGAGCAUCAUCAACGUGCACGAUCGCAUCCUGCAGGGCCACAAUGCCGGCCUGGGAAUGGGCAUGAGCAUGACCCUGGGCGGUGGCAACCACGUCAAUGGAUUGGGAAUGACCCUUAGCUACCCGCAUCAUGCCCAGACCCUGCAGGCCCACCACCACUACCACCAGGCCAUGCCCUUGCAGGGGUCCCAUGGUAACAGCCAUGACUACCAGCAGCCGACUCUGCCCCAAAUGGACAAACUGGAACUGGAGCGCUAUCUGGCAGCCCAGACCAUAGCCAAUGAGUACCGGGCCUUGAAGCCCUGGGACCUGCCCGUCAAGGAGGCGGAUGACGAACCGGAGCAUCUGUACGAGCGGUUCGAUCACUACGAGUAUCCGGACACCCACACCAUGAGCAAGCUGAAGCAGGCGGCGGCCUUGAACCACUCCACCACCACCUCCUCGGGCGGACCCUCCCCCGUGCCCCCCUCCUCGGGAAAGCCACACGUGGUCUACGUAUGACGUGGGCGUGGCAAGGGCGAGCGGGUGUCCCACAUGGGUACGGAUAUCGAGAUGGUCGGACUGAACCACCACCAUGGUUACCCCAACCACAAUAACAAUAACAACUACAGGGGCUGUGUACAGAGCGCCAAGGCCAGUGGUCAGUUCUGAGUGGGCUAAAACAAGGGGGUUUACUCAAGCAAAAACAGGGAAAGUGAGAGGUUAGGCUAAGACGAGAUUAAGGGAGGAUAGAGCCACUAAAAAUUGGAACUUUGGGGGUGAAUUUCGAUGAGUUAGUAGUUAAGAUCUUAUUAAAAACAGAAUACGAACUAAAAAUCUUUAUAGUCUGUCAGUUAAGAGCUUUCAGUCAGAUAAAGAUAAAUGACAAACGGUAACAUGACAUUGUGAAAUCGGCACUAACCAACAUUUUAUUUUAACGCUCUAAAAUCGCCAUCCUUAACUGUUGUCAGAUUUUUAGAAUAAAAACUAGAUUGGCUUAGGAUUAAAAUGAAUUAUGACUUUAUGAACAACAUUUGAAGCCAAUCAAGUAUCACUGAAAACAGAAGGUUAAAAUAAUUAUUUUAUAUAGAAAGCAAACUGCUCACUCAUCGAAGUUCUCUGCUAAAACACCAUCAUAGUGAUUUAGGUUGGAUUACUUUUUUUCGAUUAAAAAUACAACAAAGUUUAACAAGCGUCAAAUGAAACAAGGGAUAUGUCUACGUGUAUAGCAAGCAUACAAAUAUUCUUAAUGACCUACGGAUAACAGAUAACAGAUAUAUUAGAUAUGUACACUAACCGCUAGACUAAGAGAAGAAUACGAUUUCAAAGAAACCUUUUUGCUGGCCCCCGACUAAGCUAAGCUGCAUUGAAAAUCUCAAAUCACUAUCUUUCUCUCCCACUCAUAGUUAAAAUGGCAUUUAGCAUUCGAAUACUCUAGAUAGCAUUUAGUGAGUAAGCUUACAAGUGAAUUUAAAUAUAUAUAUGAGUAUAUAUUAGGUUUAACUAUGGAGAGGAGAGCAAGCUAAAGGAGUUUAUGGGUUUUCCUGAUUUGAUUCUCGAAAUUACCGAAUAUGUCUUCAGCACUUGGGUUAUAUUUGGAAAAGACACAGACUUUGGCAGACAAAUAACCUAAUGGGGACCAAAUAGUCCAGUCCAGCCUAGAACUAACUGAAUGAAUCCAGCUGCCAAAGGGGUCCUUUUCCCAUCCAUUGGCCCGCUGAACCGUAUUCCCAACCAUAUUUCCUAACUUUAGCGAAAACAUCUCGAAUGACAAUAUACAAAAAUUAAGAGGAAAACUAAAACAUUAAAUUAUAUGAAACACCUAUACUAACUUAUAUGUAUCUUAGUGAGCCCGAACUCAAAGUUGACGAAACGAUAAAUAUAAUUUGUAAAUAUAUAUAUCCCCUAUGAUGGAGCACUCUGCAAAGUGAUCCUGCGUUUAUGUGUAAAUAAUUUAUGGAAUGCAUUUAAAAACAUUAGUCAAGUGCAUAGAUUAUUGAUUUAAGAAUAAAUGAUUUCCAAAAGCAAUAACUCAGAAUCAAAGCUCGUUUGUUGUUAUUUUUCGGUUGAGUUUGAUUUGCGAAUAAUAAUUUAAUUAAAUGCGACAACAGCAUGGCAAAUAGCGAAUGGCAAAACUAGCCGGUAUUUGCAUAAAAUAGCCACACAGAGCACACAAAAAGCGAGUGUAAAAAUAUUUCGAAAAUAAAAGUAUACUAAAUAAGCAAAAUCAAAAGGCAGACAAGCAAUGCAGUGCACACGAAAUGCAUUUAGGAAAGCAGAAAAAAACAGAAAAUAAACUCUGAACAUAAAUAUAAAAACCGGUUUGUGUAUAAAAGGAGCAAAAACAAGAGCAAGGGAAAGGCAAAUAGAAGCCAGGCAACCGUAAGUUUAAAUCUAAUAAUAUGAUAUACGCAAAAUAUUUAAUUAAAUGAUAGACACACCCACAGCAACAACAAAAAAUGUUAUUUCUUAUACGAAGACUGAAGAAAAUGAUG
Drosophila subpulchrella is the source of this 5002-nucleotide messenger RNA. RefSeq names its product leucine-rich repeats and immunoglobulin-like domains protein 1. Lineage: Eukaryota; Metazoa; Arthropoda; Insecta; Diptera; Drosophilidae. The record is from RefSeq and is a predicted model, not a curated record. The transcript has 5 exons. Gene Ontology annotation, molecular function: protein binding. Bases 804 to 3029 code for a protein of 741 amino acids.